CUUUGCGUGUCCCGGAAGUGAAAGCGAAGGACCGAAGGACUGAUGAGUGUCUGGAGUGCAGGAACCUGUCGGUAGCGUUUGUGCCUAGCGGGGGUUUUCUGGAUUAGAAAAUGGACACGUUAAAUAAACUGAAACAGUUUGACGCGUAUCCCAAAACUCUGGAGGAUUUCCGAGUGAAGACGUGGGGAGGAGCGAGCGUGACCAUCAUCAGCGGUGUCAUCAUGCUGAUCCUGUUUGUCUCUGAGCUGCAGUACUAUCUUACUAAAGAGGUUCACCCUGAGCUGUACGUCGACACGUCGCGAGGAGACAAACUGAAAAUUAACAUCGACGUCAUCUUCCCCCACAUGCCCUGCGCCUAUCUCAGUAUAGAUGCGAUGGAUGUGGCCGGUGAGCAGCAGUUGGACGUUGAACACAAUCUGUUCAAACAGCGCCUGGACAAAGACCUGAAAGCAGUCACCCUCGAGGCAGAGAAACAUGACCUUGGUAUGGCUGACGAUGGUGAAGUGUUUGACCCCAGUUCACUGGACCCAAACAGAUGUGAGAGCUGCUAUGGAGCUGAGACUGAAGACCUCAAAUGCUGUAACACCUGUGAUGACGUGCGGGAGGCGUACCGGCGGCGAGGCUGGGCAUUCAAAAACGCCGACACCAUCGAGCAGUGUAAGAGGGAGGGCUUCACGCAGAGGAUGCAGGAGCAGAAGAAUGAAGGCUGCCAGGUUUACGGCUUCCUGGAAGUCAACAAGGUGGCUGGGAAUUUCCACUUUGCUCCUGGAAAGAGUUUCCAGCAGUCUCAUGUCCAUGUGCACGCUGUGGAAAUUCAUGACCUACAGAGUUUUGGCUUAGACAACAUAAACAUGACCCAUCUAAUAAAACACCUGUCGUUUGGUAAAGAUUACCCCGGCAUCGUUAACCCUCUGGACGAGACGGACGUCACAGCGUCACAAGCAUCAAUGAUGUACCAGUAUUUUGUGAAAAUUGUUCCUACCAUUUACGUGAAAACUGAUGGAGAGGUGGUAAAAACAAACCAGUUCUCGGUCACCCGGCACGAGAAAGUGGCCAACGGGCUAAUAGGAGACCAGGGGCUGCCGGGCGUCUUUGUUUUAUAUGAGCUGUCACCCAUGAUGGUUAAAUUCACAGAGAAACAAAGAUCAUUCACACACUUCCUAACAGGAGUUUGUGCCAUUAUUGGAGGUGUAUUUACAGUGGCCGGUCUGAUCGACUCGUUCAUCUAUCACUCAGCUCGGGUCAUCCAGAAGAAGAUAGAGCUGGGCAAGGCUUCCUAACAGCACCCCCCCACCCCCCUACUGGCCUCCAUGGUGCAAAACAGACCAAGACCCGGAUGCAGAAAGAAGAGGACAGACAGACAGACAGACAGACGGACAGACAGAGGGAGCAGUUUGGAAAGUUUCAUUUUUUUUCUCCUGUCACAUUGAGUGAGAAAUGCAGAAAGAGAGACACAGAGGUUUUAAAUUGGCCACGUUUUUAAUUCCUCUGUCUCUCUUUUUGUUCUGGAAAAGAACAGGGGAGGAAACUCAUGGUCCUUUUUGAAUUUUGCUCUCUGGUAAAUUAAAUGCCAACAGGACAGAGUCAGAAUCAGACAGCUAUGGCGACGUUUUGUGAUUGAACUCGAGCAGAAAGGAGGAUGCCUCAUCUGCCUCCAGGUGCUUCUUCCUGGAAAAAGGGGAACUUCCUUCCCUCGCUACUGUACACUGAAUGUUCACGAGACGAUCUGUGGUCGAUCCUUUGUGCCAGAGGGGUGAGGGUGAGAGGGCACGAAGAAUUUUUAAAGGAAUAAAUCACCCAACAUUUUUACUUUUCUUAUCAGUUUCUCAUCCCUAUCAACCUGAUCUGCCUGAGGGGAAAAUGUUAGUGCGCACAUUUCUUUUAACUGAAUCAAAGACGGACAUAGAUAAUGUUUUCUCAAAAGUACAAGAAAGUUAGUGUGUGAUCUCAGUGUAAUACAUUUAUUGAGAUCAGAAAUAGGAUUCAAGGAUAAAUCGGCUUAUAUUUUGUCCACAAAUCCCAUGAAAAGACCAAAUUCAACUAUGAACUGUUACCAAUAAGAAUGAUUGUGUGUGUACGCAAAGCCUAAUAUAUCUUCUUCCUCUGUGCCAUAGAGCUUAAUUGUUGUCCAAAUACUAUUAAAACACAUCAGUGAGCAACACUGUUGCACUGGGUGACAUGUUUCUUCAUCACCAUGAACACACACGCUGCAGUUUAUUUCUCUCAACCCCACAUGCACUGUCCUGCUGCCACAUAUUCUCACUAGAGCACCGAAUGUGGAUUAGUCCGCUGCUGAAAAUAGUCCCCAACAAAUGCACUAUUUAUCCUGUUUAAUGUUUGCUACAGUGACCAAUUUUUUUGGGGGGGGAAAUCCAGAGCCUUCAAAAAAAGUCUUCAGUAGUAACCAAUGGUCUUGGGUCUGAGAGCCACAGACAGGUUAGGGAUAUCAGAAAGUAAUGAGACAGACUGACACAUUGUUGGUUUUGGACUUUUCAUGGGAUUUGUUGGUGUUAAAAAAAACAAGAAGAAUAUCGCCUGGCUUCUCCUUUAAGUUCUCUCCACAGAGUUGUCAGGAAUUUGGGGUUUAUAGUAAUAAGCACGAAGAUUUUCAUAUAAAUAAAUGUCUAUUAAGUCACUAUCUAUUGCCAAAUGAGGUAACACGAUGGUGAUUGAGCAGUAUUACGGCUGUCAAACAGUGGAAUUGCAACUCCAGCCCAUUACGUGAUGCCCUCGGGCCCAAAAUACUUUUCCUAUAGACCUACUUAGAAAGACACUUCUGUAAAUCCGUGUAUACAUUAUUUUAGGCCACCCCACAAGAAAAUACAAAACAUUAUGGGUGACGUGUUACCUUAAAGAUAAGCUGAUUUUCUUUUGAAACAGGUAAAAAAAAUGACACACACUAUACAGGCAGAUGUCUGUCCUCACUUAAAUUAAAACCACUAUGUGUAGGAUUUUGUACAUUUGUAAAAAAAGAAAAGAAAAAAAAAAUAGUCUGCUCAUCUGUGGCGCUGUGUUGGAUGUGUUGGGGUGCAUGUUGGUCCAUCCUGAUAAUUGGACUAAAUUUUGUUCACUUCGUUAUUCACCCUGGCAUUGUGACAUAAAUCAUACAAGCAGACUGAUCUCAUGAAAUGGCGUAUUUAUGACAUACCAAUUCGUAUGCCAUUAUUUGUGUGUUAUCAAGAAACAUCCUUGCUUUUUAGUUUGUACAUCAACGCCGUUUGGCCUCCAUCGACUUACAUUACAAUGUGAUAGCGCGUGAAUUUACGGCGUAGCGAGUAGUAUGAAAGCCGAAAAUCUGCGUAGCGGUAAAACACAGGACUUUCACCCGGGAAACCGGGGUUUGUGUCACGUUUCCUAAACUCAACUGUCGCUGUCUUUUACAAUUUUUUUUUUUUUUUUGUUUUACUAAAGCCCACCUGGUUCUUCUUUUGCUAAACCCAACCUGCGUGUCACAUUUUCUAAACUCACAUUCUCUCGAUAACACACCAACUAGCAAAUAGCUCAAAAUGCGUACAGAUAACACAAAAGUGGGCAUGUAUGUUUACACAAAGUCAUGAUGUCAUGUUGAUGCAAGUCUAGCUGGUCAACACAACUUUGGACUGACUUCCACUCGAUGCAGACCGUUGGGUAACACCUGUGUUUGACUUCAGCGUGGCGUUUGACCUGCAGUCCAGCAGCCGGUUGAGGCACAGCACAUGUACUAUAACACGCUGUGAAACCCUGAAGAACCCGUUGACCUUUUCAGUCAACACAAAGCUGUGGCAGGGGUUGCUGGGAGUAGUUAACUUGACAUUUAUCGUGAUCAUCAAAUAGAUAUGUCAUUGAGUUGUGUGUGUGUAAGGGUUAAGGUGUUUUUGUACCAUGUUUUCUGUUGUUGUCCUUUUAUAGACUGUGGAAGGAAGCGUUCCCCGGUCCUAAACCCAAUGACCUCGAUUGGCUCGGUUGUGAUCCUAACCAGACACCGUCAAUGAGCUCAAGUGAAAAAAAAAAAAAAAAUGUAUGCACUGAUUCAGAGGUCUGAGACCAUAAUGGAUAAUGUGUGUCUGCGUUUCUAACACUUACACAUAGUGGCUUU
Molecule: messenger RNA, 4075 nt
Organism: Etheostoma cragini (Arkansas darter)
Lineage: Eukaryota; Metazoa; Chordata; Actinopteri; Perciformes; Percidae
Gene: ergic3
Product: ERGIC and golgi 3
Exons: 14
Coding region: 111-1280 (389 amino acids)
Biological process (GO): retrograde vesicle-mediated transport, Golgi to endoplasmic reticulum; endoplasmic reticulum to Golgi vesicle-mediated transport
Cellular component (GO): endoplasmic reticulum membrane; endoplasmic reticulum; COPII-coated ER to Golgi transport vesicle
Source: RefSeq, a predicted model, not a curated record